AUGAUUACCACUCAAUUUAGUCCACUUCUUGAAUUACAUGAGGGAUCAUUGCUGUCUCGUUAUAUUUUGAUUGGAAGAGCCGAUUUCCUCUAUUUCUAUUCGACAAUAAACCAUUGGCGGUUAUUGGGCACUUUGGCGCCAAAAUCUACUUCAAAAAUGUUGACACCCUACCAGGAAUCAAUAGCACGUUUGAAUGGUUUACAAAGUAAUGCAGGAACAAUUCGGAAAUUACUAAACGAGCGUGGCCAAAUGCCCGAUAUAAAUUGUAUUUUGACAAAAUGGUGUCUCGAGAAAUGCAAUAUUGAACUUGAAGAAAUUGACAAAUUGAACGUAAUACACGUGAGUGGCACGAAAGGCAAAGGCUCAACGUGUGCAUUCACUGAAUCAAUCCUACGACAACUUGGAUUUAAAACUGGCUUCUAUAGUUCUCCACAUCUUGUACAUGUUCGUGAACGCAUCAGAAUCAAUGGUGAUCCAUUAUUGGAGGAAGAUUUUGUCCGAUAUUUCGAGCACAUUUAUAACUCCUUGAAAAAAGCAGUCGAGGAAUCAGACAAAACUGUAACGAUGCCUUCAUAUUUCAAAUUUCUCACGGUAAUGGCAUUUCACGUUUUUAUCAAGGAAAGAGUUGAUGUUGCAAUUGUAGAAGUUGGCAUUGGUGGUGAAUAUGACUGUACCAAUAUCAUUCAAAAUCCUGUAGUCUGCGGUAUAACUACUUUGGACUACGAUCACACAGCAAUGCUUGGUUCGACGAUUGAAUCAAUUGCUUGGCACAAGGCAGGUAUUUUCAAAAAUGGUAGUACAGCUGUCGUUUCUGAACAAUCCGACGCAGCAAUGCAAGUGAUAAGAGAACGAGCAACUUUUAAAAAUUGUGUUAUGCACGUAGCUCCAUCAUUCAAUGCAUAUGAUUGGCCAAUUAGUGAUGUUAAAUGUGGUAUAUCUGGUAUCCAUCAACAGCUGAAUAUAACACUUGCAUUUCAACUGGUCAAGCUGUGGCUAGAAAAAGUUCGCAGAUUUACUGAUUUGUUCAAGAAUACCCAGUUAUUAAAUUCAGAAGUGUUGCCUGGUUUUGUUGUACCGCAGAAAUUUCUGGAUGGUAUUCGUUUAUGCCGGUGGCGAGGUAGAAGUCAAAUAAUCAAGCGUGGAUCGGUAACAUAUUAUCUUGAUGGAGCGCAUACACCGAAAAGUUUGGAAUGUUGCAUGAACUGGUUCUUGAAUGAAAAACAAAGAGCGAGGAGAUCAUGGAAAUAUGAUCCAUUCCAGAUAUUGCUAUUUCACUGCACAGGCACCAGGAACCCUGCUACAUUUCUAUCAGAAUUAAACAAAUGUAAUUUCAAUUUGGCAUUAUUUUGUCCACCUGGAUUGAACCCUGUGACAGAUCAACAUUCUGAUCGAGACGAUUACACUUGUUCAGAUCGUGAGCAAUUGACGAGAGUCGCAAAUCAUGCCACCAUGUGGAGAGAUUUUGGAUUUGGUGAUUCGAGAGCUGAAGAAUUUGAUUGUGUACAGAAGGCAAUGGAGAGAAUUGAAAAAUUGAGAAUUGCAAAAAAUGAAGUCAUUGUUUUGGUAACAGGUAGCUUGCAUCUUGUUGGUAGUGUCCUUGCUGCUCUUGACUUUCAAGUUUGA
Messenger RNA from Cercopithifilaria johnstoni, 1623 nucleotides. Lineage: Eukaryota; Metazoa; Nematoda; Chromadorea; Rhabditida; Onchocercidae. The record is from the annotation of a GenBank genome assembly.